Molecule: messenger RNA, 675 nt
Organism: Aureobasidium musti
Lineage: Eukaryota; Fungi; Ascomycota; Dothideomycetes; Dothideales; Saccotheciaceae
Source: the annotation of a GenBank genome assembly
AUGGCAACCUCAGCACCUCAACAAGCACCAAACCAGCAAUCAAAUGUACCCUUCUCGUCUCGACCGAUAAAAGCUGCACCUGUACCACGCUCCGAUGCAUUGCGCGAACGCCGUAGGGACAUGUUCUUGCGCAAGGUUCGCCAGUCUCGCGAGGACAAUAAGUGGGACUCGAGAAUAGACGACGUACGUCUCUGCUCUGCAUACAAUCUCAAGUUCGGUGCUAACCCUUCGUCANNGAUGGCCAGACUCGACUACCUGAAAGAGAAGCGACGAUGGGAAGCCGAACAAGUACGAUCCGCACCCUCACUACAUCCCGAAUUCGCAGAAGCAGAGGAAGCAGAGGAGUACGACCUUCCAACAUACAGCAGCCAGAUGGCAUGGGAUCCACAGUCGCAGUCCGACUAUCCUCUAGACCCCGAAGCCGAUGCUAUUCUACAACAAGAGAAUGAAGAGCUGGAAGCCUUGGUCGCAUUGAUGCAGGAAGAUGAAUAUCGUCAAAAUCAGCAGUCCAACAGUCAAGAAGUUCACGACGAUCGCUCUUCAGCUUUUGGCAGCGAUGACGAUGAGUACGACAACAUCUUCAUGAAUAUGAUAGAUGAGACUGGUGGUGCAGCUGCUGGUUCUGGGCAUCAGCAAAAUGAGCCCACAGUGGAUGACGAGAUGGAUUUGAGCUAG